ACCGCCGCUCGAGGCCUCUUUCUUGCUCUCCCAUUUGCAUUGAUUGCUUACCCAUCAGAACAGCUAUCUUGCAUUGUCACCAGCAUCGCUAUUGCUUACUCGAUUCUCUGAUAUAACCCAUCAAGAGACUGGUCGCCCGAGCUGUCGCACUCUAUCCCUUUCUUUAUAGAAGCGAUAGUCGUGCAUCAUGACACCUGAUAACAGCAACCACGUCGCCCAUCAUCCACAGGCAAUUCACCUACAAUCUCUCGAACAUGCCUGCAGCAGUUCACGACACUCAACCACCCGCAAUGGCUCGAGUACAGCUUUCGAGCCUGCGACGGCUGACGAGAAUGAGACUAUCGCUAGGAACGUAUCUCAUAUGACUGAUAUCGAGAGUCAACUCACCGCCACUGGUCGUCGACAACCUAGCUGCCUUGAUCAUGAUCCAUAUGGCCUCUCCCGCGGGUACAAGACCGAGUCUGAUUUGGAACAGAUCAAGGCCAACACUUCACGGAAGCGCGAUAGUCUCCCUGGCCGCAAAACUGUCUCCGGCGAAGUCGGCCCCAAGACAAAGGCUCGCAAGCUGCAGGGCUUCUACAAAAAUCAAAAUGCGGCUAUUGAUCGCAUGCUCAAGUCUGUUGAGGAACAUCGUGACGAAGCCCGCGACCAGCAUGGCGAAGACCAAGUCAAGUUUCGCAUUGCUGUCUGGGGCUCUUUCGCGGCCAAUGUUGCCUUGUCAGGAGUUCAGCUCUACGCUGCCAUCUCUUCAAAAUCUCUUUCGCUCUUUACCACCAUGGCCGACUCCAUAUUCGACCCUCUUAGUAACCUCACCCUCAUUUUGUCGGCUCGAGCCAUUCGUCAUGUCGAUUCUCGACGUUUCCCUGCCGGAAAAGCUCGUCUCGAGACUGUAGGCAAUAUUGUCUUCUGCUUUCUCAUGAUUGCUGUCUCACUCAUCAUCAUUGCUUUUGCUUGCCAGGAACUAUCUAGGGGGGUCCAAGAAAAGGAAUUCAAAAUUGCUGCUGUUAUAUCUGUCUGCUGUGCUUUCGCCACCAAGUUCGUACUCUUUCUCUACUGCUGGGCACUCAAGGACAAGUAUAGCCAGAUCAGCAUUCUUUGGCAAGAUCACCGCAACGAUCUUUUUAUCAAUGGCUUUGGUAUCCUGACUUCCUGUGGUGGUGCGAAAUUGAAAUGGUGGAUUGACCCUAUGGGCGCUAUCAUUCUGUCUGUUCUCAUCUCUUGCAUCUGGCUGCACACCGCCUUUGGCGAAUUUCUGCUCAUCGUCGGAGUUACUGCAUCUGUCGAAACGCAGCAGCUCAUCACGUAUGUAUGCGUUACACAUGACGACGCAGUUGUUGGCAUCGAUACCGUACGUGUGUAUCACUCGGGUCCUCGUCUGAUCGCCGAAGUGGACAUUGUUAUGGACCCGACACAAACACUUCAAGAAAGCCAUGAUAUAGCAGAGGCGCUGCAGACCAAGCUGGAGGAUCUGCCAGACAUUGAGCGAGCAUAUGUCCACAUUGACUACGAGACGACACACAAACCAGAACAUGCAUUUAAGAAGGAUAUGUAGGUCUAGCUACGGAAUGUGUUUUCAAGGGAGUUCUGGGCCACGAAAGGCAUUUCGAGCGGCUGGGGAAGGAGUUUUGGAGAAUGUUUGGUGAGACAAGUGAGUAAAAUGCCGUACUUGGGUACACGAUCAAGGAACCGGAAACAUAUGUUUUUUUUUGGGGAGACUGGAGGCGUGACGGCGAGACUCAAUGGACAGCAGGGAGUGAUGGUGCAAAUCAUAUCUUAGUUGGUUUUUGGGGUAGAAGCAAAAGCAUCAUAAUGCAACAAUGGC
Messenger RNA from Fusarium oxysporum Fo47, 1822 nucleotides. RefSeq names its product cation efflux family-domain-containing protein. Gene Ontology annotation, molecular function: monoatomic cation transmembrane transporter activity. Gene Ontology annotation, biological process: transmembrane transport; monoatomic cation transport. The record is from RefSeq and is a predicted model, not a curated record. NCBI's taxonomy places the organism in Eukaryota, Fungi, Ascomycota, Sordariomycetes, Hypocreales, Nectriaceae. Gene Ontology annotation, cellular component: membrane. The transcript has a single exon. The coding region runs from base 188 to 1552 and encodes 454 amino acids.